Molecule: messenger RNA, 1807 nt
Organism: Penaeus monodon (black tiger shrimp)
Lineage: Eukaryota; Metazoa; Arthropoda; Malacostraca; Decapoda; Penaeidae
Product: aquaporin-3-like
Biological process (GO): glycerol transmembrane transport; water transport
Cellular component (GO): plasma membrane; basolateral plasma membrane
Molecular function (GO): water channel activity; glycerol channel activity
Source: RefSeq, a predicted model, not a curated record
CAAGCCAGUUAGUUCUCUCCCGGCGACAGAGAGGAGAGGACGCGCCCAGAAUCGCUCCGCUGAGAGGCCUGCGCUUUAGCUUCGAGAUCCCGCGCCCUCUUGUUUUUUUCUUUCAUUUAUAUCAUUCGGUGUUUAUUUUGGUACUUAGUUGCGAGUUUGUAACAGUCGAGGUUUGAUAUUAUAUUAUUUGUUUUGAAGAAAUCAGGUACUUACGCGCGCGAUAUAUGUAUGUAUUUUGUUUAAAUUUGUCGAAAUUUUGCCGAAGUAACUGAACGAAAUUUGACUUUUUCGUCGAUAAUUCAAAAUUCCUCAAGAGAGACAAAAGGCAGUCGACACCAACGCACCUCGACGAACGGAAACAUAAACAACAAAAAGAAUAAAACUAAUAGGCCUAAAGAAAAAGAAAAAAAAAAAAAAGACAAGCCCUCGGGAAAGAUAUACAUAAAAAAGGAACAUUAAAAAAAAAAAAAAAAUCUACAGAAGACACACAAGAGGAAUACAAAAAUAAAACGAAAGACAGAGACCGAAACAGAAGACAAGAAGCCAAUAAACCGAUAACUGAGAUAAGCACCGACAGCUAAUAAUUCAAACUGGCGCAGGAAAAGUACUUAGAGAAACCGGACAUGUCGAACAAGGUGAUGGAGACGCUGCAGUCCAAAAUGCGGCUCAGGAACCCCAUGUUUCGGGAAUUCUUGGCGGAAUUUCUCGGCACCUUCAUUCUGGUGAUAUUCGGCGACGCCUCCGUAGCGCAGAAGGUCCUGACCAAUGACGCCAACGGAGACUUCUUCUCGGUCAACUGGGGCUGGGGAGUGGCCGUGACCUUGGGCGUGCUCGUGUCGGGCGGGGUCAGCGGAGGUCACAUCAACCCCGCCGUGACCGUGGCCAUGGCUGUGUGGGGCAAGCAUCCCUGGGUCAAAGUGCCUGUGUAUGUUAUUGCCCAGUACCUCGGGGCAUUCCUGGCGUCGUCGGUGCUCUACGCAGUUUACUUGAGUGGUGGGCACGAUGCUGCUGCUGAUCUGCGUGUGCGCCAUCACGGACCCCCGCAACAUGGAGGUUCCUAAGGCCCUGAUUCCUCUCUUCGUGGGCUUCACCGUCCUCAACAUCGGCGUGUGCUUCGGCUUCAACUGCGGCUAUGCUAUCAACCCUGCCAGGGAUCUCGCCCCGCGCUUCUUCACUCUCAUCGCGGGCUGGGGCGAGCAGACCUUCACCGCCGCCACCAUCGACGGCAUCGCCUGGUGGUGGGUGCCCCUCGUGGCUCCUCACAUCGGCGCUGUGAUGGGCGUGGGCGUGUACCUUCUUCUGGUCGAACUGCACCACCCAGAGGCCCAGGAGUUCUCCCUGCCACACGUCCACCCGUCCCAGGAUACUGUGGCUAGUCUGGGCACAGAAGGAAAAUACUCCAGCAAGAAUAAAAUCAUGCAGCCUCAUCCAAAUUCUGAGGAUUCGACCACGCCCACUUACUAGCGCCGGUGCCACGUCCCUCCCCCGCCGUGGCCACGCCCCCUCCCUUCCAGCCGCGCACCUGAAGCACCUGUUCUCACACCUGUCAAGAUGGAAAUGAACCGUGUCACGUGACCUUGUGAUGUGCCACGUGGGAAUACAUGGGAAUUCCGUCACGAUUCUCCCAGCCAAGGCGUUCUGGUCGCGAAGGCAAGGCUCGGCACAUUAUGUACUGUACACCAUGCUUAUGUUAUCUCGCACACGUUAUUAUAGUUGUUUAGGUUUAUAAGAAUGAUUUCCGAAUACACACUUCUCCAGGUGUUGUUGCUUGGGAAUACCUGUUUGCAUUCCCUCCUUCUGAGUUUAA